AUGAAACGAAGCACCGAAUUCAACGCACUGCCCUCGGACAUCGACAAGAAGUGCCUCCGACCUUGGAUUUUCACAGAAACCCUGACCCUGAAGAUGCAUGCCAAAAGGAACAACGUCAAACAGUCGAAUCGAAUCGAAUCGAAUCGAAUCACCGACCCAGUUGCCGUCUUCAUUCGCUUGCUUGUGUGUGCGAUCACUGUUUUGAGACGGUUCGUUUGGGCGGCCAGCGGCGAAACGCCAUGA
Molecule: messenger RNA, 243 nt
Organism: Soboliphyme baturini
Lineage: Eukaryota; Metazoa; Nematoda; Enoplea; Dioctophymatida; Soboliphymatidae
Source: the annotation of a GenBank genome assembly